CGUUUAGGCAUCAGCCGACUCCUCCUUUAUCCACCUCUUCCCAUUUCCCCUCCGCACGCGCCCCGCGGUUCCAAAGCAGCGAGACAUGCUCCAUUCUCAUCACCUCCUCUCCCGCUUCUCCCCUCUCCCUCCGUCCCGCCACCAACCCCAACCGCCCCAUUCCCCACCUCUCUUUUGCCUCCGCCCCGCCCCCGCCGGCCGGACGGCCGUCCGCGCCGCGGGGCCCCGCCGGUGGCUCGCCGAGCUUCCCGAGGCCGUGGCCCCUCCGCCGCAAGGUUCCGACGAUGGUGGCGGCCCCGUCGAGCUCCCGCCCUCGUCAACCUCCACCCUCUUUGCCGUUGGCGACAACCCUUCCUCUCUCCAGACCGCCACCAGCAUCCUCCUCACCGGCGCCAUCUCCGUCUUCCUCUACCGCUCCCUCCGCCGCCGCGCCAAGCGCGCCAAGGAACUGAGGGUGAGGUCGACUGGGAUGAAGAAGACGAAGGAUCUUAAGGAGGAGGCUUUGGAUAACUUGAAGGCCAUUGGGGUGGCUCCGGUGGCUCCGGUGGAGGCUGGGGCCCCGCCCUCCCCUGUGCAGGCCUUUUUAGGUUCCAUUGCAGCUGGCGUCAUUGCUGUCAUCCUCUACAAGUUCACCACCACCAUAGAGGCUGCUCUCAAUCGCCAGGCAGUCUCGGAUAGCUUCUCGGUUCGACAAAUCACCAUAACAAUAAGGACCAUCGUGAAUGGUUUGUGCUACCUUGCAACUUGUGUUUUUGGAAUUAAUUCCAUCGGUUUGCUGCUCUACUCCAUUCAGCUUACCAUCAGUUCUCUCAUGGAAACUUUUUCUGGUGACUCACCAUCUGCUAAGAAAGAAGGUGGACAGCCAAACACGAUGGCUCCUGCAGAGAGCUCCACAGCUGAUUUGGAAUCUGGAAGCAAUGACAUGCAGCAAAAUUCAGGUGAAAAUAAAGAUUAGUACAGCAAGAGAAUAUGAUUGGCGGGAGGUUUGAUUUCUUUCUCCCCUGUGCAGAAUCCGUUCUUGUUCCCUUCUGGUUGUCAUAGCCUUUGCUUAGAUAAAUAAAAACAAAUGCAAGUUUUGACUUUCGAAGUAGCUUGCACCAAUGCUUCAAAUGCUAACGGGUAUAAUUCAUCAGAUCGUACAGCAAUAAGACCGGUUCUCUAAGACCCUCUCAUACUUGCAGACAGGGCAUGCAACGAAGUACAGUAUCAAGUUAUGGUGCCAUCCUCGUAUAGAAAGAGGGUGAUCAUAGGAAAUCGAGUGAUUGUUACCUCUCUAUUGUUCAGAGGAUGUCAUGGUCCAAAUACUGAGAGAGGGUGAUCCAGGAUUUUCAGAUUACUGCAGCUGUAAGUGCUCCUGCAGGAGCUCAUGGCAUGAUGCGCAUGGCCAUGAAGGCUUAUGAAGCUAUGCGGGCUGUGCCUAGGGCCAUGGAGUCAUGUCAUGGAGUCACGUUACCUUGGUAGGACCGAGGGCUUUUUGUAGCCUCAGAUGCCUAAAUAUCUCAAUAAAACAGUAGUAGGCGAAUUUUCUCCACCCUUAUAUGUUGCUUUUCCAGGGAGCAUUGGCUUGGAAAAUUCCCCUAGUAGAGCCCCCUUCUCAAGUUUGCAAAUUUUGUCUAGCUAUCGACCCUUCUAACUUCGUAUUGGAAACUUGCACAUCUUUACCUUCAGCACCGAAUGAAGCAGGGCCUCGUUUCAAAGUUUCAGCUGCAUACUAAUUACUGGGUGGAUGAUGUUAAGUGCUGGCUUUCUGACACAAUUAAUCAAAAUCUAUAGGACAGCAAUCGGCACCGCUGAGUUGGACUUGGCAUUGGCAUGGGACCUAGCAGAGCUUGGAUCCGUGCAGUGGUGGGUCCAAAUAAUGCUGUCCAAAGCCUUAAAAGCAGAUCUAAGCAUCCAACAGGUAGCUUAGCCGUAGCCAUCCUGGGAAGACAGACGCUGUUGAAUCACUGCACUGCAUUGUUUGGUAUGGGUUCCUUUUCUUUUGACUUGCUGCUGAGAUGCAUGGGCCAUAGGAAACUGGUUAUGGGCAAGAAACACUUCAAAUCAUGUUAAGAAAGCUGGUAAAGGGGGAUGGAUGUGGGAGAAGGGUGAUGACGAUGGUAGAGAAGGAUACUAUGCAUCACCUCCCAAUCAUGGAUGUCAGUCACAGGUCCCUCCAACUUCUUUUGUUUGGCCCUUUAUUCAGUGGCCGGCAGGGGACAGCCAUAGGCGAGCGGAUAUUUCGUUUAGUGGCUAAAGUCACAUCCUUCUGGGAAGAUCUUGGGCAAGAUUACGCCAUUAUUGUACUAGUUGUGGCUUAAAUGGGUCACACUGUUUGUGAAAGAAAGGGCAUUAGUUUUGAAUUAGUGUACUUGUGUACAGUGGGGUUGCGGAUAAGAUUUUAUUAUUAUUAUUAUUGAUUGACAACUCGAAGUUGCUUGCUGUAAUGGCUGUUAGAAUAGUUACCUCUAAAUUCAGAUACGAUCGGUUGUUUUACAUCUCUGUAAACCCGAUUCCUGUACAAUGCUUUAAAAAUGAUAUAGAACUUUAGCAAAGUUAGAUGAUA
This is a messenger RNA of Phoenix dactylifera (date palm), 2545 nucleotides long. RefSeq lists its product as uncharacterized. NCBI's taxonomy places the organism in Eukaryota, Viridiplantae, Streptophyta, Magnoliopsida, Arecales, Arecaceae. Gene Ontology annotation, cellular component: chloroplast thylakoid membrane. The record is from RefSeq and is a predicted model, not a curated record.